AAGACGUUCAGUACCCAUACAGAGAUUGGUUCGUACUCGGACAUCAUGCAAGUUCAGAGACCGAUUGGUUACCUCCUCCAUAUCACUCCAUGUCAUCGGUUACGUGGACUCUGGACUCUUCCAUCGAAAAACCUGACCUAGCACUCUCCCUCCUCCUCCUCCUCCCCCUCUUUGGCGUCGAAUAACCUGACGAUUCCUCGCAUUGCGUCUACUCUACAAAUACGGGCAGUGGUUUGAUGAGGACUUGAAACGCCGUGUAUGUCGAAACAAGUCGGUCGGUUGGGAUCUCAAGUGAGAGUAAUCACUUGUAUACAUGUGGAAGCUAGAGACAGCCACACGAGAUCUCGCUUACCGAUCUUGACCAUCAGCUAUGCCAGGUGAACGGUUCCCCCUCUGAUAGCCUGCUUCGUUCCAAAUCAUACGCUUGCUUCCCAGGACCAAUGGAUCACUGAUUGAACGAAACCAUUGCGAUGAACUUCUCAGCACGCAAAGAGACACCGCAUUGCCCCCCUUCGCCUUCCAGUCGGAUCCCUCUUCUGGACGAUGCCCAUGCUCUCCAGGUCUUCACUUCUCGCAAACCAUCCUCCCCAUCUCUCCAUCUCCCCAUGCUCCCCAAAAUUCCCAGCGACCACAUCCUCCGCAGGCUUCUCAGCGAGGUCCAGCUCCUCCCCUCUUCCUCACCUCCACAUCACCUUCAUGUUCUCCUCCUCCGCGAUAGACACCACCUCUACCUCUUUCAACCGCGCUCACCUCGCUCUCACCUGGCAGUCUCUCUGGGUUAUGAAGCGCGUCAAAGAUGACUAUGCCGAUAAACAACACGGCGUACACGAGCUCGUACAACGUUUCCAGGCACGCAAUCAUGUUGAUGGCUUUGACGAGUUUUUUGUUUUUUCUCGAGGUCUUGACUGAUGCUUUGAUAUUGCGUUGCGCGGUGCUGGAAUGCUUUUCGUCAGAGACGGAAUACGUUAGUGAAAAUCCUUGAGAGCUAGGGAGAGAGGGAGUAUAUGUUUGAAGGCGAGUGGGAGGCGUACUUCUACCAGAUAUGAGCUAGUCGAAGAGUCGUGGGGUUUUGGCUGGGAGUUGAGUUCAGUUGGUUGUAUUUGAAGUGGGAGGGGUUGCUUUACAGAACAGAGUCCGAGCCUAAAACGGUGGAGGGGUUGAAGAAGAGGAGGACAAAAUUACGGUAUUUUGGUAUGAGCAAAGUGCAGCAUUACCUCUACAUUUACUUAAUG
This is a messenger RNA of Neurospora crassa OR74A, 1232 nucleotides long. RefSeq lists its product as hypothetical. The transcript is spliced from 3 exons. Lineage: Eukaryota; Fungi; Ascomycota; Sordariomycetes; Sordariales; Sordariaceae. The record is from RefSeq and is a predicted model, not a curated record. The coding region runs from base 544 to 909 and encodes 121 amino acids.